Magallana angulata is the source of this 7648-nucleotide messenger RNA. Its product is annotated as kinesin-like protein KIF21B. The transcript has 41 exons. Gene Ontology annotation, biological process: microtubule-based movement; mitotic spindle organization. The record is from RefSeq and is a predicted model, not a curated record. Gene Ontology annotation, molecular function: ATP binding; microtubule binding; microtubule motor activity. Lineage: Eukaryota; Metazoa; Mollusca; Bivalvia; Ostreida; Ostreidae. Bases 240 to 5435 code for a protein of 1731 amino acids.
GGUCACUGCUGUGCGCUACAAAAUAUUGAUAGACGGGAAAAUUAGUCGCAGAGUGAGAACCAUUCACAGGAUCUACUGAAUGGACAUAAUUGAGAAAAAUUACACAGAUUUCGUAUAUUGUAACAUGUGAGAUAUCGACGUAGGCCGUCUUAGACGGCAGAGUCACAGCAGAAGAUGUUUUCAUUCACAGGUGGGAAAAGUUAUGAAUCCUACAAGUUUUGAGCGCAGACACAGUUAAGAUGACAGAGAGCAAAGAUUCGAGGGAAGAUGACAGUAGUGUGCGGGUGGCACUCAGGGUGCGUCCCCAGCUGGCCAAGGAGAGGAUUGACAUGUGUCAGGUGUGUACCACAGUAGAAAACACCCAGGUGAUCAUGGGCAAGGACAAGAGCUUCACCUACGACUACGUGUUCGAUAUGCCGACCCAACAAGAAACCAUUUACAGCGACUGUGUCCGCAUCCUCAUUGAUGGGUGCUUUGAUGGUUAUAAUGCUACCGUGUUUGCUUACGGCCAGACAGGGUCUGGGAAGACUUACACCAUGGGGACAGGGUUUGAUAUGAGUCUCCCGGAGAAUGAGGUCGGUAUCAUUCCCCGGGCGGUAGACCACUUGUUCCAGGGAAUCGAGGAGAGCAAGAGGAAGGCAAAGGAAAACAAUAUCCCUCCCCCUGACUUCAAAGUCAAUGCCCAGUUCAUAGAGUUGUACAAUGAAGAAAUCCUAGAUUUACUGGAUACUACAAGAGAUCCAGAAUCAAGAAUGAGGAAGUCUCACAUUAAGAUUCAUGAAGAUGCCACAGGUGGAAUAUACAUGGUGGGCGUGGCCACACGACCUGUCUAUUCCCUGCAGGAAACAAUGGAAUGUUUAAAGAAUGGUGCUUUAUCUCGGGCCACAGCCAGUACAAACAUGAACUCGCAGUCUUCUAGAUCUCAUGCCAUAUUUACACUCCACAUCAAACAGCAACGAGUAGUGCAUGACGAGAACCUAACAGAGGAGGGUAAAGAUUCGGAGGGUCUGAAUGAGUUUGAGACUCUGACUGCCAAGUUUCACUUUGUGGACCUGGCAGGGUCGGAGAGGUUAAAGAGAACAGGGGCAACUGGAGACCGGGCCAAGGAGGGGAUCUCCAUCAACUGUGGGCUGCUUGCCCUAGGAAAUGUAAUCUCCGCCCUGGGUGACAAGGCCAAGAAGGGUAGCCAUGUACCCUACAGGGAUUCUAAGCUGACCCGGUUAUUACAGGACUCUCUGGGAGGAAACAGCCGGACUUUGAUGAUUGCCUGUAUAUCCCCAUCAGACAGAGAUUUUGUUGAAACACUUAAUACUCUGAAGUACGCAAAUCGAGCUAGGAACAUUAAAAACAAGGUGAUAGCCAAUCAGGACAAAGCUUCCAAACAGAUGGCAGCCCUCCGUGCGGAAAUUGUGACACUGCAGCAGGAGCUGAUGGACUUCAAGUCUGGCAAACGCAAGGUAGAUGAAGAUGGAGUGGAGUCAGUGAACGACAUGUUCCACGAAAACACGAUGUUACAGACAGAGAACGACAAACUGAGGCAGAGGAUCAAAUCCAUGCAUGAGACAAUAGAGAUGCUCACCAAGAGGAACUCGGAUCUACUGGCCGAAAAAGCUGUGUUAGGAGUCUAUAAUAUAUCUGAGGAUGCAAGGGAUAGCGAAGUAACAAAGCUGAUUGAAGGAUAUGUUAAGGAGCUAGAAGAACUCAGAGCAAAGCUGUUAGAUGCUGAAAACACAGCGGAACAGUAUAAGAGGAAGACAGCCAUGUCACGCAUGGGGAGCAGCAUGUCCCUGAUGAACGACCCCCUGAGUCCCAUCUCCCCAGGGCACCUGUCCGGGAGCUUCAUGGGGUCAAUGACCGAGAGCAAACUGUCAAUCAUCGAGGAGGCCAAACGGGAUGUCAGCCGACUGAAGAAGCUCAAAAAACUCAAAAAGAGGAAACACUUGAAAGCUAGUGAGAAAGAAGACCAGUUUGACAAUGAAAAGGAUCAGAACGAAGCGGAGGAGAAUGAAGACGUAAACGGAGAAGAAAGAGGGGAAAAUGAAGAGGAGGAAGAAAACACUGAAGAUAUUAAUGAAGAGGAUGAUGAUGAAGAAGAUAGAUUAAGUGGAGAAUUGAAUGGAGAUGAUGAAGAAGAUGACGACAUAGAAGAGGAACUGGAGAACAUGUCUUCAUCAGACUCGGAUUCCGACUCUGAAGGGAAAGCCAUAAUUGACCCACUCGUGGAUUUUCUGUGGUAUUACGGAGAUUCAGACAACCUGCAUGAGGACCUUGCAGAGCUGACCUGCAGCAUCUCCAUCAAACAGAAGCUUGUGGAGGAACUGGAGCAGGCCCAGAAACAGGUGCUUGCUGUCCGGCACCAGUACGAGGAGAAGGUUCGGCAACUCCAGAUGAGGAUCCGGGCGACCGAGGAGGAGCGAGAUAAAGUCCUGUCAAACGUCAACAGUGUGGAGUGCGAGACCAACGAAAAGGUAAAAAAGGUCAAGGACGAGUUUGAGAAGAAAUUGUUGAUGCUCCAGCGGGAUUUAAAGAAAGCAGAGCAAGCUAAGCGUGAUUAUUCUCGCAUGCAGAAGCAGUCCUCGUACCAUGAGAAGCAGUUGAAGACACUGCAGCAUGAACUGCAAGAAAUGAAGAAAACCAAGGUGAAGUUAAUGAAGCAAGUGAAGGAAGAAUUGGAGAAAGGUAAAGCAGUGGAGGCACGCCGCACCAAAGAAGUGGCACAGUUACGCAAGGAACAAGUCCGUAAGGAAGGCCUGAUCCGCAAUUUGGAGAAAGAAAAGCGCCAAAAAGAAGCUGUUCUGAAACGCAAACAAGAGGAGCUGAAUUCCAGUAUAGAAAAAAUCAAGAAAGAGGUUGAAGCACUCAGAAGGAAAGAGAAGAAGCCCAUGUCUGCCAUGGCUGCCGGCAGAGUGGCCAAGUAUGACCGUCCUAAAACCAUCCCAGUCACCCCAUUCUCAUCAUCACCCCGCAGAAGAAAGCGUACCGAGUUCAGUGCCAAGUCAGCCAAACAGAAGUGGGAUACGCUUGAGAAAAAGAUUUCAAAUGUCAUAACCAAGAAACAGACCAUCAUUAACAUGGAGAAGGACAUGGACAUCUGGCUGAAGGAAAGGGAAAGUGUUUGCAAAAAGUUGGACAAGUUCUGUCGUAAGAGGGAUGUAGCCAUCAAAGAGGGCAAAGAUGACAAUGAGAUCGGCGAGCUGAACUGUGUGAUUGGGAUGUUAGAGGGACAGGUCCAGUACACACAGGAGUACAUCUCCGAGUGUCAGUCACAGAUCAUGCAGAUCGAGGAGGCCAAGGAGGACAAUGAACGUUUUGAUGCAACGGCCCUGGUCAACAACUGCUCUGUAGAGGAGGCAAAAUAUCUACUGGAACACUUCAUACAGACCUCUAUUGGGAGGGGGCUGGCCCUGUCACAGAAAGAGAAUGAGUUGAAGGAGAUGAGGGAGAUGCUCCACCAGACGGAGCUCAACAACACCCUACAGCAGGACCUGCUCAAACACAUGAUCAACGACCGCGUGGACAUCGAGGUGGAUAACCUAAUGACCAACGCAGCAGACGGUAUGGAGUCCUCAGAGGAAUCGUUGUCUUCCUCCCCGGCUGACAGAACAUGCCACAAACCCAGUAUAACUGAACGCUCCACAAACUUUGAAAAUUUGAUUAGCAUGUUUGAGAAUACUACGGAGACUAAGCCCCCUGUGGCUGUCCCUGCUCCACAGAAUGUGGCUCCCCUUGCCGAGCCCUCCCUCAGGGGAAAGGAGCCGACUACCCCGGUCAGGAGGAAAACCCCUCUCCCCCAGGAGCUGCUGUAUGCUGAUGGCAGUGUCACACCUCUCCUACCACUGCCAGAGAAUCCAGAGGAAGAGGAGGGGAAUUCCCUCAGAAAGGAGCCCCCUGAGGUCCCUCCCAAACCACAGAAGAAAGGGGCAACCCAAGGGGUAGACGGUCAAAUGAUGCCCCCACCCAGGACGACAGGGAUGAUGAAGAUGUCCUCUUCCUCUAACCUGUCCAGGAUUGGUGUUGAGGCCGCCCAGAAGCCCCCACGCCCAGACCCCGGUCCCUCACCCCGAUUCCAGAGGAAGGAGUACAGCAAGCCCAGUCCUGAGCCGUCCCCUGUGUUCAAACGCAAAAACAACAGCACCUCCAGCCUCAUAUCCCGCUCUAGUUCUGUAGAUGCCACUUUAUCUGACGCCACCCCUCCCUCCUCCCCCACCCUGUCCCGGCGGGCCCGAGAGCGACCCACGGAUGACAAUGUGUUCUCCAGAUUGACCAGCAAUACACAGCCGCCCACAUUACAGCCACCAAACAGGGGGCAGAUUGUGCCCAAUACAGGGAAGGUACCACCCAGUAAGGCGGCCCCUGUGGUUUGUACACAUACAGCAGAGGGCCACACUAAGGCGGUGCUGUCUCUGGAUGCCACGGAGGACCUCUUGUUCACCAGUAGUAAAGACCGAACAGCCAAAAUCUGGGACUUGCACACGGGCAAGGAGAAGGCCUCGUUCAGCAGCCACCCAAACAAUGUGGUGUGUGUGAGGUACUGCCCCCAGUCCCGCCUACUGUUCACCGUGUCUCAGUCCUACAUCAGUGUGUGGGACACCAGGGCUUCAUCCAAACAGUGCAUCAAAACCCUCAGUUCUUCUGGUUUAACCCAUGAUGGUUGUGUCAAUUUUGGAUCCACCCGUCAAAUAGAGCUUGCCCCCGGGGAGCACCAUAUCAAUGAUAUCGCCCUGAAUGAGGAUGGGACGGCUCUGUACAGUGCUGCUGGGAACGUUGUCCGAGUGUGGGACCUAAAGAGUUUUGCUGCCAUUGGUAAGCUGAAUGGGGGACACCAAGCAGCUGUGAUGGCUAUAGCGGUGGACCGGUGGGAGUCCAAAGACAUUGUCCUAACCGGGUCAAAGGACCACUAUAUCAAGAUGUUUGAGGUAGUGGAGGAGAGGGCGGGAAUCAUGACCCCCAAGUACAACCUGGAGCCGCCUCACUAUGACGGGAUCCAAGCGCUGUGUAUCAGUCAGGACACACUGUUCAGUGGAUCCCGAGAUAUGUGUAUCAAGAAGUGGGAUCUGUCCUCACAACAGCUCAAAUAUUCUAUAAAUUCUGCCCACAAGGACUGGGUCUGUGCUUUGAAGUUCAUGCCAUCAAACAACAUACUGUUCAGUGGUUGUAGAGGGGGCUUCCUCAAGCUGUGGAACAUCGAGAACUGUAACCAGCUGGGAGAAAUCAAGGCCCACAGCAGUCCCAUCAACUCCAUAGCUACCAACUCGUCGGCCAUCUUUACAGCCUCCAACGAAACUGUAGUGAAAUUUUGGCAGUACAGGAGAAUACAAACAUUGACCACACUGUGGGAAUCUGGGCCAUCAAAUCGGGAGCAGACGUCAACGAAAACGGGGAAUGUCUGGAGUAAAAAACCAAGCUACAAAUUCCGCAAUAAGUCUCUUGUUUGAUGGCAUCUUGUCAAUAACUAGUUAUCAAUUGAACAUUUGAUUUUGACUGUGCUUAAGAAUAUUCUCUUUAUUUGCCAUGAAUUUUUCAACGGAGCAUUCAGUGAAAUGGAAUAUUCUCUUGUGAUCGUGCUUAUUAAGUUUCCAUAGAAUGCUACAGAUGCUUUAAAUGGAGAUCACAAGGCAUUGAUGAAAGUGCAAACAGAUAUUAUUGUCCAUCUAAAUGCAGAAUUGUGACAGUUUCUACAAAUUGACACAAACAGGCAUCCUGUUAAAUAAUUGAAAUACAUGUGUACCUACGGUAUAUACAAUUCCAAAGGAACAGUGCUUCGUUGUGUAAGCUGCCUUUACAAGAGCCAGUAUUUUCUGUUGGAUUUCUUGUUGAAUAUUUUUUUUCUGUGACUUUCUUGAUAAUGUGUUAUGAAUGUACAUCAUUAGAACCAGGCUGGGCUAUGUCUGUGUUAAAAUGUACCUCUGAUAUUGUUACAGUGCUACGGUUGUGAUUCUCUGUGCUGCAGCUUUAACCAGCCAAAUGGGGCACCAGGCUUUAUUACAUGAAUGAUUCACCAAUAGUUUAUAGUUAAAAUGAACAUGUAUUUUUGAAUUAAUUUGUAGUUCCAUGUCCUUUGGAAGGAUUAACUUAUUAAUAGUUCAGAUUAUAUAAACUUGUUUCUUAAGUAAUGUUUUAUGUACUGUAUAGAAAAUUACUGUAGGAAUUGUGUAUUGUUCUUAUAAGUCUUCCACUGAUUCGUUAUCAGAUACACCGUAUUAUUGAAGAAUCAUGUAGUAAAUAUGAUUUCAGAAUUUUUAAGUCACAUUUAUAGAAUUGUAGUGUUAUUAUUAUCUAAUGGCCUUGUUUUCACACUCCAAUUAUGGACUUGCCAAAUCUCUGCAUGUGAAUUGAUGUUCUUUUUUUUUUUUUUAUAAACGCUAGCUACUACAUCAGAAUAUUGUUAUGGCAUUAAGAGUUACACACCUUAAUCAUUUGAAAAGGCUGAGCCUUUUCUAGAGUUAUCUUUCCUUUAAGAAAUAAUAUUCCAUAUUAGUCUGAUUAUAUUGAUAUUUUUUGUUGAACUCACUUUGUUCAUCUGUUAUCUGUUUAGCAAUUAUUACAUUCCACAAGUUCUCUAUAAGUUAACUGUCUGUCAGUUCUCUGUAAGUUAACUGUCUGUCAGUUCUUUAUAAGUUAACUGUCUGUCAGUUCUCUGUAAGUUAACUGUCUGUCAGUUCUCUGUAAGUAAUAUAAUAACUGUCUGUCAGCUAUUAUAACUAUAAGUUAACUGUCUUUGAGCUUUCUAUGUGUAAUCAGGGCUAGUUUUACACUACACAGUUUUAUAUCUAUCAUUUUUAUGUUUCAAAGGGGAACAGUAUAGAAUUUUUCAAGAUUCUUUAUUGAAUUGAACAACCGAAAGCUGAUCUCACUUUCUGAUUUACUAUUGUUUGUAUUCAUUCUCAAUGAAUUAUUUUGCAUUUUGAUCAAAAGAAAUGGUUUUCAUGUGAUAUCAUAGAUUUUGUUUUUAUUUCACAUCAGUUCAAGAUUGUAUUUUCAGAAACAUUCAGAUAUGUUAAAAUUUAUAUAACUGUUCUUGUUGUAAAUCAGUUCAUCAUGACGAAUGUUUCUCAUAACAAAUUUGUCUUUCACUGUGAUCAUGUCAUAUACAUGAAUUAAUGUUUUGUUUAACAGGGAUCUGAGUUGUUAUGUUUUACAACCAUUUUCAUUUUUUGUUUUCAUGCAUAAUACAUGUAUUUCAUCAGCUGUAUUCUGUACUGACCAUCAAUAUCAACAGGACAUCCAAACAAAGUAAAAAACGAUAAAAUUGAAAUAUUUAGUAAUCAGUUCAUUGUUAUCUAACCAUUUUAAAAAAAGGAGUUUAAUGUACUAUACAGUAAUGUGUUGAACACUAAUACAUGUAUGUAGUCACAGUUAACUGGGUAGUAUGAAUUAGUUGUCUCACGGUAGCAGUAGUGCUUGAUGUAGUUAGGCUGUCUCAGUUAUUUAUGUCAAGGGGCCACGCCCCCUCCCCCUCCCCAAUCCCCCAUGGUGAGGGAGAGAGGGGGGGUGAUGCUUAAUCUUUAUUUCAGGGAAUUGUUUCUUUUUUGAAUUAAGCACUUGUGUUUAUUUUUUUAACUGUUAUUGCUGAUACAGUAUCUCCAUUGUCAUUGUGAGCAUAUGCUUGCUGAAAAAGUAACAACUGAAUAAAUAUUUUAUAUACUAA